CGGUUGCCUGUAAAUAAUGACAUCUGUGUAUACACAGUACAGUGGACUGUGUAUACGCCUGUAUACGUAUACGCAGUACAGUACAGUGUUUAUCCUGGCCACACGUGUAACAUAUUAGGACUCAAGUACUGAAAUUGAUUAUCCUGCUGCAAUGGCAGGAAAUCUGGAUAGGAAAGGUACCUUUAAGGUAGAAUACCUCCAGAAAAUUGAGAAAGAUGUGCAAGAAAAGUGGGAAAAAGAAAAAGUUCAUGAGGCUGAUGCUCCCGUAUCUCCCAAGAAGAGUCCUGAUGAGAAGUUCCUUGUGACAUUUCCAUUCCCGUACAUGAACGGACGUCUUCAUCUUGGACACACCUUCUCGCUAUCAAAAUGCGAGUUUGCAGUAAGGUUUCAAAGAAUGAAGGGGAAGAAAGUUUUGUUCCCCUUUGGAUUUCAUUGUACGGGAAUGCCUAUCAAGGCUUGUUCUGAUAAAUUAAAAAGAGAAAUAGAAACCUUUGGUUAUCCUCCUCAGUUUCCUAUUGAUGAUAAUACAUCCACAAAAACUGCUGAAUCCAAGGAGGAUCUUAUAAUUAAAGAUAAAAGCAAAGGAAAAAAGAGCAAGGCUGUUGCUAAAACUGGAUCUGCUAAAUAUCAAUGGCAAAUUAUGCAAAGUCUUGGUCUUGAUGAUGAAGAAAUAAAACAGUUUGCUGAUGCUGCUCAUUGGCUUGAUUACUUUCCACCACUUGCUAUUGCAGACCUUCGCAGUAUUGGUGUACACGUUGAUUGGCGUCGCACCUUCAUAACUACGGAUGCCAAUCCAUUCUUUGACUCCUUUGUUAGGUGGCAAUUUAUCCGCCUGAAAGAAAGAGGAAAGAUCUUCUAUGGCAAAAGACACACAAUUUUCUCUCCCAAAGACAACCAACCUUGUAUGGACCAUGACCGUAGCUCAGGUGAAGGGGUUGGUCCUACGGAGUACACGCUUGUGAAGAUGAAAGUUGCUGGAAAGGUCCCUGAGAAGCUCAAGAAGGUGGGCAGUAAACCUAUUUUUCUAGUAGCUGCCACCCUUCGGCCUGAAACUAUGUAUGGGCAGACUAACUGUUGGGUUCGACCAGACAUGCGCUAUAUUGCUUUCCAAACAAGUCUCCCUGCUGGUGAUAUUUUUAUCUGCACAGAAAGAGCUGCUCGGAACAUGUCUUACCAAGGAUACACUCCUACUGAAGGAAAAGUUGAAAUUAUUGCAGAACUGUUGGGGCAGGAUAUUAUGGGUUUGGCACUUAAUGCUCCUCUCACCUCCAAUAAAAUUAUCUAUACACUACCAAUGCUGACUAUCAAGGAAGAUAAAGGCACAGGUGUUGUUACUAGUGUUCCUUCAGACUCUCCAGAUGAUUAUGCUGCAUUUAUGGAUCUGAAAAAGAAACAACCUUUCCGUGAGAAGUAUUUAAUCAGUGAUGACAUGAUUCUUCCUUAUGAACCGAUACCUGUUAUUGAGAUUCCUGAUUUGGGAAAUAUGUGUGCUGUCUUUUUAUAUGACAAACUCAAGAUUCAGAGCCAAAAUGACAAGGAAAAACUACUGGAGGCUAAGGAACAGUCAUACCUCAGGGGCUUUUAUGAAGGGGUAAUGUGUGCUGGACCCUUCACAGGGAAGAAAGUGCAAGAUGUGAAAAAAGAUGUUCAAAAACUACUGGCUGAUGCAGGAGAUGCUAUCAUUUACCAUGAACCAGAAAAAACUAUCAUAUCGAGGUCCGGAGAUGAAUGUGUUGUUGCCCUAUGUAACCAGUGGUAUCUUGAUUAUAAAAAUGAAGACUGGAAAGCUCAAGCAAAGAAGUGCCUUGAUGAUAUGAACACCUAUCAUGAGGAAGUGAGAAGAAAUUUCACAGCAACUCUCAGUUGGCUACAUGAAUAUGCUUGUUCUAGGACAUAUGGCCUUGGUACUAAACUUCCAUGGGAUGAGCAGUGGCUCAUAGAGUCUUUAUCUGACUCUACUAUUUACAUGGCUUUCUAUACUGUGGCUCAUUUUCUUCAGGAAGGCACUUUCCGUGGAGAAAAUGGAAAUAAAAUGGGAAUCAAGCCUGAACAGAUGACCCCUGAAGUUUGGGACUACAUAUUUUUGAGGAAAGAUGUUUAUCCCAAAGCAAGUGGUAUUCCUAAGGAACACUUAGAUGUCAUGCGCCGAGAAUUUGAAUUUUGGUAUCCUGUUGAUCUCCGCGUAUCAGGAAAAGAUCUUAUUCAAAACCAUCUUAGCUUUUUCCUCUUCAACCACUGCGCCAUGUGGCCUGAGGACAAUAGCAAAUGGCCCAAAGGUGUUCGAGCCAAUGGACAUCUUCUUCUAAAUUCUGCAAAGAUGUCAAAGUCUGAUGGAAAUUUCCUGACUCUCUCUGAUGCUGUCCGUAAAUUCAGUGCUGAUGGUAUGAGACUGUGUUUAGCUGAUGCAGGUGACUCUGUGGAAGAUGCAAAUUUUGUGGAGAGUAUGGCAGAUGCUGGUAUUCUCCGUCUUUAUACAUUUAUUGAAUGGGUGAAAGAAAUUCUUGCUACUAAAGACUCUCUGCGAACUGGUCCAGAUGACACAUUCAAUGAUAAGGUUUUUAAGAGUGAAAUAAAUUUGAAAAUCAGUGAAUCAGAAGAAAACUACAGUCGUAUGCUAUUUAAAGAAGCACUUCGUACCUGCUUCUUUGAGUUUCAAGCAGCUCGAGACAAGUACAGAGAACUUACUGCAUUUGAUGGUGGCAUGCAUCUGAACUUGGUUCUCCAAUACAUUGAAACACAGGCUCUGAUUCUAUCUCCAAUUUGUCCACAUGUAUCUGAACAUGUUUAUCAAUUGUUAGGCAAAAACCACAGCAUUGUGACUGCUAGGUGGCCCACUGGAGGGGCUGUAGAUGAAAUUCUUGUGAAGUCAUCAGCAUAUUUGAUUGAAGCUGCUCAUUCUUUCCGUAUUUUGCUGAAAAACUUCAUUGCGAAUCAAUUGAAAAAAGGCAAAGGCAAAACAACAGCACCUCCAGUGACACCUCAAAAGCCGACUGUUGGCGUUAUCUUUGUAGCCAAAAUAUUUCCACCUUGGCAAAGCACUGUUCUAACAACAAUGAAGAAAUUGCAUGACUCUAAUGGAGGUCUUCCUGACAACAAAGUAAUUUCUGUGGAACUUCAAAGCAAACCAGAACUAAAGAAAUACAUGAAACGUGUCAUGCCUUUUGUUCAAGCCACAAGAGAAAAGGUUGAGACAAUUGGACUGAAAGCCUUGAACCUCACUCUAGAUUUCGAUGAAACUGAAGUCCUUUGUAAGAAUGUUCACUAUCUGGCUUCUACAUUGGAUUUGGAUGAGGUAGUUAUCAAACCAGCUGAUUGUGAUGAAGCACCAGAAAAUGUGCGUGAAGAAUGUUGUCCUGGUGUUCCCUAUAUGACUUUUGGAACAAAGCCAGGUGUUAACUUGACUUUCAUCAAUCCCACCUGCCACAAUGGGUUAUUUACCCAUAAUGUGCCGAUCUAUGAUAAGGAUACGGCUGAAAAAGUUGCUUUGCGCAUCAUCAAGAUGGACAAGGGCAUAAAAGGUACUCAAACAGUUGAACUAUAUCGAUACAUAGAUCCUGAGAUGGGCCCACGCACCAUACCUAAUUUGAACAGUCCAUUGGCUGGAAAGGAGCUCAUACCAUCUAGUGCAGAAUUUCAAGCUGAUGUUACUACAGGAAAAGUGGAAGUUGCUGUCAAUGGAAAGAGUAAUCCAGUUGGAUCUCAGUUAUUAUAUGUUGUAAAGUAAAGAGGUGUGUCAUUAUUAAAUUAAUUGGUGAAUUAUAGAAUAAAAUUUUACAAAAUGUA
Molecule: messenger RNA, 3783 nt
Organism: Frankliniella occidentalis (western flower thrips)
Lineage: Eukaryota; Metazoa; Arthropoda; Insecta; Thysanoptera; Thripidae
Gene: LeuRS
Product: leucine--tRNA ligase, cytoplasmic
Exons: 19
Coding region: 152-3724 (1190 amino acids)
Biological process (GO): leucyl-tRNA aminoacylation
Molecular function (GO): ATP binding; leucine-tRNA ligase activity; aminoacyl-tRNA deacylase activity
Source: RefSeq, a predicted model, not a curated record